This is a messenger RNA of Gongylonema pulchrum, 504 nucleotides long. NCBI's taxonomy places the organism in Eukaryota, Metazoa, Nematoda, Chromadorea, Rhabditida, Gongylonematidae. The record is from the annotation of a GenBank genome assembly.
AUGUGGCGAAAGCUUGUGUGUCCGGCGAUUUGCCCUAUUGUCCAUGCGGCCUCAAUUCACCGACCGCUUCCGCUGAUGCCACCUAUAAGUGGAAGGGAUGUAGCGACAACGUGCUUUAUGGACAGCGAGUCAGUCGUGAAUGGGCAGAUGCUUCGUGGCGCAAAAAGUGGCGAUCAGGUAACGCGACUGCUGCUUCGAGACGACAUCAUCGAGUAUGAUCUCUGCAUUGACACGAACGAAUACAUGUCGAAUAUACGCGGACAUGACAAGACAACAAGCGCCUCGUCGCUUUAUCGCUCGUCGUUGUUGUUCAUCCGUCGUCGCGUCGAUCCACCGUCCACCGUUGCUAAAAUCGUGGAAAUGAUAAAGGUGUCUUUCAAGGAGCUUCUCGAUGACAGCUGGACAUACAUUAACAGCGAUUUCUCGGAGCGUAAAUCAACAGCCGAUCUUCCACCGCGUGCACGAAUGAAUGAGCACAAUAAUGAAGUUGGCCGCCAGGUAUAA